Pan troglodytes (chimpanzee) is the source of this 1405-nucleotide messenger RNA. It is a transcript of the gene SHBG, whose product is annotated as sex hormone binding globulin. NCBI's taxonomy places the organism in Eukaryota, Metazoa, Chordata, Mammalia, Primates, Hominidae. Gene Ontology annotation, molecular function: steroid binding. The transcript has 8 exons. The record is from RefSeq and is a predicted model, not a curated record. The coding region runs from base 344 to 1378 and encodes 344 amino acids.
UUCUGACGCAGCAGGGGGCACAACCGUCAGCCAAUCAGCUUGGAGAACAGGCACGGCCGCGUCCCCCCCCAAGCCCCACCCCCGACAGCUGGAUCUUGUGACUGGGCUCCUGGGUAGAGUUCAAGGUUGGAGUGAAGCGGCUUCCUUGCGGUUGUGUGGGUGUCCCAACCUGGGUCGAGAUACCCCGCGGUUCAAAGGCUCCCCCGCAGUGCUUUUUAAAUUGACAUAUGCAGCGAUAACCUGCUUUAGCCUCAGGCUCACUCACCCGCCCAGACCCUGGAGCGCCCACGACCCUCCGGCUGUCCACCUCAGCAAUGGCCCAGGACAAGAGCCUAUCGCUGUCAUGACCUUUGACCUCACCAAGAUCACAAAAACCUCCUCCUCCUUUGAGGUUCGAACCUGGGACCCAGAGGGAGUGAUUUUUUAUGGGGAUACCAACCCUAAGGAUGACUGGUUUAUGCUGGGACUUCGAGACGGCAGGCCUGAGAUCCAACUGCACAAUCACUGGGCCCAGCUUACGGUGGGUGCUGGACCACGGCUGGAUGAUGGGAGAUGGCACCAGGUGGAAGUCAAGAUGGAGGGGGACUCUGUGCUGCUGAAGGUGGAUGGGGAGGAGGUGCUGUGCCUGAGACAGGUCUCUGGGCCCCUGACCAGCAAACGCCAUCCCAUCAUGAGGAUUGCGCUUGGGGGGCUGCUCUUCCCCGCUUCCAACCUUCGGUUGCCGCUGGUUCCUGCCCUGGAUGGCUGCCUGCGCCGGGAUUCCUGGCUGGACAAACAGGCCGAGAUCUCAGCAUCUGCCCCCACUAGCCUCAGAAGCUGUGAUGUAGAAUCAAAUCCCGGGAUAUUUCUCCCUCCAGGCACUCAGGCAGAAUUCAAUCUCCGAGACAUUCCCCAGCCUCAUGCAGAGCCCUGGGCCUUCUCUUUGGACCUGGGACUCAAGCAGGCAGCAGGCUCAGGCCACCUCCUUGCUCUUGGGACACCAGAGAACCCAUCUUGGCUCAGUCUCCACCUCCAAGAUCAAAAGGUGGUGUUGUCUUCUGGGUCGGGGCCAGGGCUGGAUCUGCCCCUGGUCUUGGGACUCCCUCUUCAGCUGAAGCUGAGUAUGUCCAGGGUGGUCUUGAGCCAAGGGUCGAAGAUGAAGGCCCUUGCCCUGCCUCCCUUAGGCCUGGCUCCCCUCCUUAACCUCUGGGCCAAGCCUCAAGGGCGUCUCUUCCUGGGGGCUUUACCAGGAGAAGACUCUUCUACCUCUUUUUGCCUGAAUGGCCUUUGGGCACAAGGUCAGAGGCUGGAUGUGGACCAGGCCCUGAACAGAAGCCAUGAGAUCUGGACUCACAGCUGCCCCCAGAGCCCAGGCAAUGGCACUGACGCUUCCCAUUAAAGCUCCACCUAAGAACCCCCUUUGAAA